Molecule: messenger RNA, 3833 nt
Organism: Aplysia californica (California sea hare)
Lineage: Eukaryota; Metazoa; Mollusca; Gastropoda; Aplysiida; Aplysiidae
Exons: 5
Coding region: 719-3280 (853 amino acids)
Biological process (GO): adenylate cyclase-activating G protein-coupled receptor signaling pathway; positive regulation of cytosolic calcium ion concentration; inflammatory response
Cellular component (GO): plasma membrane
Molecular function (GO): thromboxane receptor activity
Source: RefSeq, a predicted model, not a curated record
GAGUGAGUGUGAAUAGAGCGAUGACGGAGAUUGCAGCACGCGAGGUUUCUCACCACUGCAACUUGGGACCCAACAGAUGGCGAGGGGAGGUAACUGCAUUUCUCUCCUAACAGAAGAACUUGGAUACACCGCGAUGUCUGUCACCGUCAAAGAGGUUGCUGUCAGAUAACACCAACUUAUCUCGAAAAGCGCGUUAUAUAUAACUGUGCACGUUGCUAGAAAUAAUGCCAUUCAUAUAAGAAUUGUUUCCUGAAUGAACUGUGCAGGUUUUUGAUUGGCGUGGAUUAUUUGUGAAGCCAGUUGCAAAUGUAAGCUCGUUCGGAUUUGAUUAACGACUUUAUAAAUCUCUGUGUUCAUCCUUCACGCCGGAAUUCUAAUUAAUUAGUCGCCCCUUCUGGCAAGAGAAGUUGGACCUGUCAAUUGCGUGCACGUACGUGCGUAUGUGAUGUCAGUGUUGUAUCAACAGGGACUAGUGCUAAUUGUUUGGCUGGAGUAUCAAACUAUGGUGUGGUCUCUGCGAAAGUUGGACUGAUGAGAUGAUGCUACAGUUCCUGAUGCGGUGAUCACAUUCCAGUGUUGAAUUUUCCACUGUGUGGGACUUGCUUACUUUGGACCCCCAGCAAGGUACUGACAAGAGAAACCAUGGCAAGGAUCGCUGUGCAGAAUUCAUUGGAGACCUCUCAAUGGAAGCAAAAAGCUGGACAACGUUGCACCUUCAAUGGAUCCCUCCCACAACCUUGGGUACCGCAUGACGACGACAUCACAGGCAAACGAUGUCCGUGAAGCGUUUCCCGCCAAAAACAUGUCUGUCUCGGGCCCGAGGAACUUCUGCUCGUCGGACAACGCCACCUUCAACAGCUCCAACGUUUCGACGUGUGACCAGAAUGUUUCAUCCCCUAUUUUAAUGUUGUCUCUCGGAGUCAUUGGGAAUAUCCUCGCCCUAUUAGUCCUGUAUUCCUCCAAGCGGGAGGCUCACGCCAGAAGGACAGUGUUCUUCGUGAUGCUGGCCGGCCUGGCGUGGACAGACUUACUGGGCCAACUAGCCACUGGACCUGUCCCUAUUAUCAUGUAUCUUAACAACCUCCAGUGGGUGGGCGGAAUGCCCUUGUGUAUCUAUCAUGGCUUCAUGAUGAUCUCCAUCAGUGUUGUGACUCAUCUAAUCGUGGGCUGCAUGUCCCUGGAGCGUUUCCUCGCCAUCCGCUUCUCCUACUACUACGCCAGGCGAGUGUCCCGGUUCAAAGCCCAGAUGACGUUCCUCAUCUGCUGGGUGGUCACCUUACUCUUCGCCAGCCUUCCUUUCCUCAACUUUGGCAGUUACGAGCACCAGUUCCCCGGCAGUUGGUGCUUUCUGAGUUUCCAUUCCAACAGCACCAGUGAUGCAAUCUAUGCUGGCUCCUUCAGCAUGCUCAACAUCGUCUCCAUCAUUAUCAUGAUUGUGUGUAACACCACCGUGGUCAUAACCCUUAUACAGCUGCGUCGGAGACGUAGUCUAAAUAGCUCGCCUUCAGUAGACAGACGUCUGUCGUUUUUGGGUCUGGGCAAUAGCUACAGUACCAACAUGCAGGGCAGCGUGAUCCGGAGGAAGAAACAUUCCGACAUGGAGGCACAGAUGAUUUGGUUCCUGAGUCUCAUCACUGUGGCUUUCAGCGUCUGUUGGCUGCCUCUCAGUGUUCACAUCCUCAUUACCCAAUUCACCGGAGUAACUGACCAACGCACAGACCUGAUUGCUGUCCGGAUGGCCAGCUGUAACCAACUCCUGGAUCCAUGGCUCUACGUCAUCUUCCGGAAAAGCAGCAUCACCAGGAUCAUCCGCAGACUGAAGCGAUGCUUCCACCCUUGCGUUUUCGGCCGAGCUCCGCCUAACCGGCCCAAGCAAUACCCGGGACGUUACGCCACAUGUAAGAGAAGCUUUACGUGUGAAAACACCACUGUGGGGCGGACAGCGAUCAACGGUGUGGAUCGGACACCCCUACGAUGGACUUCACCGAUGAGAAAUAGGACCAACCGUCGUGGAGAGUCCAACGGACAUUGCGUUUAUUGGAAGCCCUCUUGGAAGGGGCAGGGUUAUUGUAAAGACACGCCCAGUGACGACAGCACGGACGAUAGCUCCUCCCACCUUCUCCAGGUCUGUCCGUACUGCGUUCAAAACGACAAAGAAAAAUACGUCCUACAUUCGCUAGCUCAGCUCAGCAUAGGUUGGUCACCGACAAAUUCACCCGCUGAGUCAGGAAAAGUGCUCUGCGAUGCCAGCCAGAGGAGUUAUAACUGCAGCGACGUCAAGUCAAACUCUAGAGGAUUUGACAGAGGGUCAACAGACUUUCAAGCGAGAUGUACUGUGAGUGACAGCGGAAUGUCCAAAAUACAGCGCCACAGAACAAAAUCUGAACGUGUGCUCCGCGCAACCCAGCCUUCUCUUCACGCAGUAGCGUCUCUGCCGCUUCUAAAGCUUGUUAGACCGAGAGUAUCGAAGAAAUCUUUUCUUCGGCAUCGAAAACGUAUGACAGAUCAGACAAAGCUGUCCUCAAAGGUUUCCGGGAAUUAUCGUUCUUUAGAUACAGCCCACCGUGUUACAGACAGACAAACCAAUUCUCAGAAGCCGAUUUCCGCUCCAGUGACACGUCUAGCGUUACCGGUGAACUUCUCCACAAGCGCUUUUCUGACGUCACCUCAGCCUCCUACACCAACUAAACAGCAAUCUCUACCAAUGUUUGACAGUCCAUCUUUUCCUAUUAAUUUUUUCGCAUUUCCUCCUGCCACUAGUCUAGAAAUGUUAGCUCGAAAUACAAUUCAGUCACUGGGUUUGGAAGACGAAACCUAUAAAAAAUCUGAAGCCACGCCUGGACUGUCGCCUAAAAUGGCGGAGAGUGUGCCUGCAGAAAAUGACGUUACUCCCAGCACGUUAAACGAAAACAAACAAUGCGAUGCCUACACUUCGGAUUGUAACUACGGGGUACAAAACAGUGGUGCUGAGACACAAGUAUUACUUUUACAACAUAACCGUUACUCGGGAUUUAACUCAAAUACACACAGUUCAUCAGCUUUGAAUAUAUCUGCUUGUGACGAUGAUUUCGAUCUUGAAGAUGAGGUUUUCUUAAAUGUUGGUGAAGAAAGCGUUUCCCCAGAUCUCGUGAUAUCAUCUAAGCAAGGUGUUUCAGAGGCUUUGAAUCAAGAGAGAUCUGAAACAGAGAGCUUCUGCGAAAACGAUUCACUGCUCCAGUUUUCAACAGAAGACGAAAAAUCAUAUUAUUCAGACACUGUUAUUUCUUUCAAAAAUUGGUAACUCUGACUUCAAUACUUUAUCAUGUGUUGUGGCCUUAAUCGAGUGUUAGCUCUUUGCGGAUUUAGCAGACACGUAUAAAUCCGACCAGCAGCAGACAAAGGGCAGUUUUCCGGCUCACAGAAAACCUUCAUUCACAAAUUAGAAACACGGAUAUGCUUAUUUCUUAAUAUAGUAUUCAUGUUGUUGCCUCUGGGUUUUUUUAAGUUUCAAAGAAAGUUGAAUGGAAAAAUCUCAAUGAAUAACACAGUUGUGCUUCUUUUUGAAAGUGCCGUAAACAAGCGUUGUCGAACGACCAGAUUGCGCGUCCUCAAGGAGUUUAAGCUGUAGAAGACCAAACAUCUUGUCCUGCUGUGACAUCUGGAUGUCUCAGACAUAAAGCAAGACCAUAUUAUUAACACACAGCCCAGAGAGUUUGAACACUGAUAAUAUUGUGAGAAUAAAAAGGGAGAUCUUGAUGUCGAAAUGCUGAUUGGGAGCACAGUCGUAUUUAGACCAAAGACUGCUUUUUUGCGGAGACUCUAAUGGUGUAAUGUCACCUACGGUUCAUAAAGAU